Messenger RNA from Hypanus sabinus (Atlantic stingray), 7251 nucleotides. RefSeq names its product zinc finger protein 229-like. The transcript has 2 exons. The record is from RefSeq and is a predicted model, not a curated record. NCBI's taxonomy places the organism in Eukaryota, Metazoa, Chordata, Chondrichthyes, Myliobatiformes, Dasyatidae. The coding region runs from base 1060 to 2181 and encodes 373 amino acids.
UAGAGCCUUUUUUAAACAAUGGAACAACGUGAGCUAUCCUCCAAUCCUCCUGCACCUCACCCGUAGAUACUGACAUUUUAAAUGUAUCUGCCAGGGCCCCUGCAAUUUCAACACUAGUCUCCUUCAGAGUUCGAGGGAACACCCUAUCAGGUCUUGGGGAUUUAUCUACUCUGAUUUGCCUCUGAGUUGGAGGGUGGAGGUAGAUAUGAUAUGAAGAGAGGUGAGGUACACCCAAGGUGCAGAACACAGGAAAGUGGGUGAGAGUCAGGAAGGGGAAUGAGGUUAAAUUGCCAUCGCAGAGUACUCUUGUGGUUAUCCCACACAACAACAGGUGGACCACUUUAGACACUGCUUGGGGGUGGGGAGAUUACUUGACAGUGGAAGGUCAAAGGGGUGAUAUGUGAUUUGUUUAUUAGGGGAACAGAACUAGAAGGAGACUAAUAUCCUAGUGGUAAGGUGCUAGUGCCACUAUUGGCAUGAAUUAAUCAGUCUGCUGGCCUGGUGGAAGAAGCUGUCCAGGAGCCUGUUGGUCCUGGAUUUUAUGCUGCAGUACCGUUUUCUGGAUGGUAGCAGCUGGAACAGUUUGUGGUUGGAAUGACUCUGGUCCCCAAUGAUCCUUUGCACUCUUUUUACACACCUGUCUCAGUAAUUGUCCUGGAUAGUGGUGAAAAAUGACACAGAAUUUGUCUACGGGAAUCUCGAACACAACACGCCAGUUUUGCCGUCUCUGUCCAAAUAUUUAAGAAGUGGAGCAAGGGAUUCACUCGAUCAUCCUUCCUACUCAGACUGUAGUGAGAGAUUCACUCGAUCAUCUGACCGACUGGCAAACCCAUCAGUUUUACACAGGGGGGACCCAUUCACCUGCUCAGACAGUGGGAAAGGAUUCACUCGGUCAUCUCAGCUGAAGGUACAUCAGCAAAUUCACAUUGGGACAAGGCCAUUCAUCUGUUCUGUGGGUGAGAAGGGAUUCAGUCGGUCUUCCGACCUGUGGUUCACACUGGGCAGAGGCUGGUCACCUGCUGAAUUUGUGGAGAAGGAUUCACUCGGUCAUCUGACCUAAUGGCUGACCAGAGAGUUCAUGCCAGUGAGCGGCCGUUCACCUGCUCGGACUGUGGGAAGGGAUUCACUAAAUCAUCUCAGCUACUGAGACACCAGUCAGUUCACACUGGGGAGAGGCCGUUCACCUGCUCAGACUGUGGGAAGGGAUUCACUCAGUCAUCGGACCUACUAAGUCAUCAGUCAGUUCACACUGGGGAGAGGCCGUUCACCUGCUCAAUCUGUGGGAAGAGAUUCACUCACUCUUCCACUCUACAGAGACAUCAACGAGUUCACAGUAGGGAGAAGCUGUUCACCUGCUCAGUAUGUGGGAAGGGAUUCACUUGCUCAUCCCACCUACAGAGACACCAGCGAGUUCACACUGGGGAGAAGCCAUUCACUUGCUCAGACUGUGGAAAGGGAUUCGCUCAGUCAUCCACCCUAUUGGCACACCAGUCAGUUCACACUGGGGAGUGGCGGUUCACCUGCUCAGAAUGUGGGAAAGGAUUCACUCAGUCUUUCGAACUACUGGCACACCAGUCAGUUCACAGUGGGGAGUGGCCUUUCACCUGCUCAGACUGUGGAAAGGGAUUCACUCGGUCAUCUGCCCUGUUGGCACACCAGCAAGUUCACACUGAGGAGUGGCCUUACACUUGCUUAGACUGUGGGAAGGGAUUCACUCGAUCAUCUCAUCUGCAGAGACACCAGCGAGUUCACACUGGGGAGAAGCCGUUCACCUGCUCAGUUUGUGGGAAGGGAUUCAGUCAGUUAUCCUCAUUACAGAGUCACCAGCGAGUUCACACUGGAGAGAAGCCGUUCACCUGCUCAGACUGUGGAAAGGGAUUCACUCACUCUUCCACCCUAUUGAUACACCAGCGAGUUCACACUGGGGAGAGACCAUUCACCUGCUGUGAAUGUGGGAAAGCAUUCGCUCGGUCAUCUCAUCUACAGAUACACCAACGAGUUCACACUGGGGAGAGGCCGUUCACCUGCUACGAAUGUGGGAAGAGAUUCACUCGGUCAUCUCAUCUACAGACACACCAGCGAGUUCACACUGGGGAGAGACCAUUCACCUGCUACGAAUGUGGGAAGGCAUUCACACGCUCAUCUGUUCUACUGAAACACCAGCGAGUUCACUCUGGGUAGAGGCCGAUCUGCUCAGACUUUGGGAAGAGAGUCUCUCAGCCAUCUCCACCAAAUGUGCAUCAUUGAGUUCACACUGGGGAGAGGCCGUUCACCUGCUGUGAAUGUGGGAAGCGAUUCACUCGGUAAUCUAAACUUGUGACACACUACCGGGUUCACACUGGGGAAAAAGUUUCAAUAAGCUGCAUGCUGGAUAUUUGUCCAUCACCGUUGCUGAAUGCAAUUUCAAGAGUGACUGUCGAUGCUGAACUCUGCAAUUAUUGCUGCUGCUCACCACAUCCAGUUCUGCACCCUGGUCACUGGGCACAGGAGGAGUUUCUUCUGCUGCACGUUCACCUUUCAUGGAACUGAAGUUUAAUAAGAGUCAACUCAGGCCGGCUGGACCUUACCAGUGAUUCAGUUCCACGACAGUCCUUUUAAAUCCUCCCGUGGUGUUCCCCUCUCGCACUCCCUGUGGUGACGGGUUCCAAACAGCCACCACUCUGUGGGUGAAGAGGUUUCCCUUGAAUUCUCUGCAGACUGAAGAAGUCAAGCUGACUACAGUUCUGUUUCAGAUGUUCUUUUCCCCUCUAAUCUCUGGGCUGAGGAAGAAUGACAUUGGUAGUUAACCUCCUUAAUCAUGCCACAUUUCCACAUUAUGGGUCAUUUUCUCUGCUUCUAAAUGGAUGUUCAACGGAGCAGGGUCAGAAACCAGAGGCGUGUUUGCACGGGGCAGAGUUUGUGGCUCUGGACGGUGGUCGGGGUAAGAACGUAUGAUGAGGAGAAGGGAAUCAGCAGCGGGGCGUAGCAAAGAAUGACAGAGUUGCAACAUUUGGAAGCUGAUUAACAGAGAAAAUCUUUCGUUUGCUUGACUGAUGACACAAACAAUACCUGUGGUGAGGUGCUCCACUGGUCGAGGAACAUGUGUGUGUUGGGAAUGGUUUUAGCUAUUCAGGGAGUCGUUCCUGCUUGUUUAUCCUGUAAUAUUAUAUCCGGAUGGUUAUUAUGGAUUGUCCUAUCUGAAAUAAUGUAUUGAUUGUCAUAUAAUUUGUAUGAUUUUGACUCCAAAACUGAUCAUUUAUGGAGCCUUUAUGAAGCGAUGGAGGGCAUCCAUGAGUCUGUAUUUUAAAGCAAGAUUUUGGUGAAUGAUAUUUGCCACUUGAUUGUACCUGUGUAAGUAACCAGAUUGAGUUAAACUGCUGCAGGAUCCUGGAAUGUGUUGGAUUGUGUCUGGUUUCUCUUGGCAUUUUCUGCAAUUACUGCCUUGUUUGUUUGUAUUUCAUGUAUUUUCGAUUUUUUUUCCUGUUGUUAACCACCUUGUCCUGUAUUUCUGUAAGGAACCCCUCUGUUUCUGGGAAGAGGUCUCCAACUCUCUGUCAGGUGCUCGAUGUUUCCUUGUGAACAUCUAGUCUGCUCAGAUCGUUGGGAUGUCUCCCAUGAAGGGUCAUGCUCAUUCCACUGGUUAAUGUUUUUUCCCAGAGUGAUGAUUCAUUUUUCUGAGUUGGCCUCUGUUUUCUGGUCUGUAUUUUACCACGAUUGCAUGGAGUGCUGAAUCCUGUUCAUUUUUGAUGAAAGUAUAUACUUAGAAAUGUUAUCUAUCCCAGUCUUUAAAAACUGAAUCGGUCAUCGAAGGUUUUAAAAAAAUAUUUAGAAUAAAUCUGACUAGACAAAGAAAAUAUCAAUAGACCAAAGAAUUUCCUAAAUUGUACCCCAGAUCCUCAAAGUACAUUUAACUAUCAUAUUUUCAGUUAAUUUACUAAAAAGAUAAAGGGAGUGAGGAUCCGAGAAGAGAAAUAAUAUAAAAUUUAUUGACAGGGUUAGCUUCUAAAGAAACCCAUAUCGGACAUUCCUCAUGGUUAAUAUAAUGUACCCAAAAUGUAAGAUUUCAUAUAUUGACUGCACAAUAAUAAAACCUAAAAUUUGAUAAAGCUAAACCUCUAUUCUUCUUAGAUUUUUGAAGAUGAAUUUUAUUUAGUUGAGAAUGUUUGUUUGUGCAUAUAUGAGAAGAUAUAAUUGAAUCGACAGAAUAAAAAAGAAUUAGGAAUAAAAAGAGGAUAGAUUGGGUAUUAAAUGAUUCCAGGAUUUGUUUGUUGGAGGAAGUCUUCUUUUGUUUGAGCAAAUGUCAGCUAAAUAUAGUUUACCCAAAACUCAUUUUUUUCAUUAUUUACAAAUUAGAGACUUUCUGCGUUCUCAACUAUAUACAUUUCCUACAAGUUCUGAUAAGGACUUACUAGAUGUAAUUUUUAAUUUGAAACCUUUUUAUAAAGGUUCAAUAUCCAAUAUUUAUGGUAUGUUGCUAGGAAUGAGAAACAUUCCUACAGACAAAAUUAAAAUUCUUUUGGAACAAGAUUUACAGACAUCAAUUUCUGAGGAAACUUGGAAUGAAAUUUUUAAAUUGGUUAACACUUCAUCAUCAUGUGCCUGUCAUUCCCUUCUACAAUUCGAAGUGGCUGAUCGGGCUCACGUGUCUAAAGAUAAGCUAUCUUGAUUCUAUUUGGAUAUAUCCCAGUUCUGUUAAAGAUGCAAUACAGUAAUGGAGAAGCUUCAUUAAUUCACAUAUUUUGGACAUGUCCGAGCCUUGAUAGAUUCUGGAAGGAAGAAAUUUUAUCUGACUGUGUGAUUUUUUUUCAUAUGUGUUAGUUCUCUUCCCCUUUCUGUCCAGGCUGGUCCAAGGUAGGGUUUGAAUGUAAAUAGUAGGUUCUAAUAUUUUCUGAAGUUCUCAUUUAUCUUUGUAAAUUUUACUGAUUGAAAUGGGACCAAGAUAUUUUUAUUCAAAAUGGUGAAUGUCGGUAUUGAUGAAAGUGUUUAUUGUCUUUGUUGUAUUUGCUAACUAUUGAGCUCUGUUUGGCAGGUUUUUUAAGCUUUGAACUAAAUUCUGUCAAAGGUUUUCCCUAUUUCACACUACUUUCUAUUUUCUUUGCUUGUUGAUAUUCCAGAUACGUUGGUGUCAAGAGCCCCGAUGAAGGGUCUUGGCCUGAGAUGUUGAUUCCCAUCCAUAGAUGCUGUCCCACAUGCUGAGCUCCUCCAGCACUUGUGUGUAGUUGCUAGAAGCUGCAGGUCCUCUAGUUUGUCAGAUACUUACGUUUCUUGAAAGAACAAGUGGUAGUGGGGUUGUGUGGCUCUGUUGGUAAAAUAUUAAAUAAAAUCAUUAGAAAGAGGUGGCAUGGGUUGGAAGGUGUAGAUUCUGUGGGUAGAAUUAAGGACAGCAAAUGUAAAAAAAAAUCCCAGAUGGGAAUUGUAUAGAGACCUCCAAACGUAGUAUGUGGUCCACAAAUUGCAAUGGGAGAUAGAAAAUGCGUGCCAAAAGGGCAAUGUUACAAUAGUCAUGGGGGAUUGUCAUGCGGGUGAUUAGGAAAAUUAGGAUGGUGUUGGUCUCGAGGCGGAAUUCCUGGAAUGCCUGCAAGAUGCUUUUUUAGAGCAGCUCGUGGUUGAGCCCACUUGGGGAUCAGCUAUUCGGGAUUGGGUGUUGUAAUGAACCGGGAUUAAUUAGGUCACUUAAGUUCAAGGAAUCCUGAGGGGCAAGUGAUCGUAAUAUGAUCCAAUUCACCCUGACAUUAGAGAAGGAGAAGCUGAAGUCAGAUGUGGAAUAAAGAGAAUUAGAGAGGCAUGAGAGAAAAAUUGGUCAAAAUUGAUUUGAAAAGUAUACGGGCAGGGAUGAAAACAAAGCAGGAAUGGCUGGAAUUUCUGGAAGGGAUUCGGAAGGCACAGGAUCACAAAGAGGAAGUAGUAUUCUAAAGGUAAGGUGACAAAACCGUGGCUGAUAAGAGAAACCAAAGACAACAUGAAAACCAAAGAGAGGGCUUAGAGCGAAAAUUAUUCGGAAGUUAGACGACUGGGAAGCUUUUAAAAACCAACAGAAUGCAACUAAACUAAUUAAGGAAAGGAUGGAAUACAUCGUUGAGCUAGCCAGUAAUAUUAGAGAGCAGACCAAAUUUUCUUCAGGUACAUGUUGUGAGAGGCAGAAAAUGAUGCUGGGCAGGUAAUAAUGGGGAGGGGGUACAAGGUGAUGGCAGAUGAACUGAAUCAGUAUUGUACAUCACUUUUAUCUGUGGAAGACGCUGGCAGGAAUAUGGAAUUCCCAGAUGUCAGCGGUCAGAAUGUGUAAAGUUACGUUACUCAGGAGAAGGUUCUUGGGAAACAGAGAUGGUCUGAAGGUAAAUAGGUCACCUGGACCAGAUGGUGUUCACCCCAGAGAUCUGAAAGAGAUGUGGAGGCAUUAGCAAUGAUCUUUUGGGAAUCCUUAAGGAAGUUAUAUCCUGAGAAGUUUUCUCCUUCACUACGCCCCUCUCCCAGUUUCACCUAUCACCUUCCACUUCUUCCACCCCUUUCACUCCCACACUCUUCCUCUGAUGUCUCAUCUUUUUUUCCCAGUCCUGAUGAAGGGUCUUGGCCCGAAACGUCGACUGUUUACGAUUUCCCAUAUGUGCUGCCUGGCCUCCUAGGUUCCUCCAGCAUUUUGUGUAUGUGUUGCUUGGAUUUCCAGCAUCCACAGAUUUGCUCCUGUUUUUGAUAAAAACAAAAGCAGGGUCAUAUCAAUAAGCAGGAAAAUAGAGGGAAGUUAGAGAAUUGGAAAGCCUUUGCAUAACCAACAAGAGACAACUUAAAAAAAAAACAUACGGGAGAGGCAAGAUGAAAAAUUAAGGUAAGUGAGCCAAUAAUAUCAAGUAUCAAAAGUUGUUCAGAUAUAUAAAGAGUAAAAGAGAGGCAAGACUUGAUAUUGUACUGCUGGAAGAUGAUACUGGCGAGUUAGUAAUAAAGCAAAGAAAUAGCGGUGGAAUGUAUUAAAUAUUUUGUGUCAAUCGUCACUGUAAGGCACCAGCAGUAUAAGGACAUAUGAUGUAGGAGCGGAAUUAGGCCAUUCAGCCCCAUCAAGUCUGCUCUGCCGUUCUUCCAUGGCUGAUCCCGGUUCUCACUCAACCCCAUGCACCCACCUCCUCGACAUAUCCUGCAAUGCCGUGACUGAUCUGCAAACUAUUAGCUUCUGCCUUAAACAUACCCACAGACUUGGCUGCCUCCGCCGCCUACUUCAGAGAAUUCCACAGAUUCACUGAUCUCUGACUAUAUGAAAUCCUCCUUAACUGAUCUAAAAGGUCG